AACGCGUUGCAGUUGCAGAUCAGAACAAAGGUUACAAGCAGCAGCUCUUCCAAGCGCUGACCUCUUACCAAUGCAAGCAGCACCUUCCAUAUGCUGCAAGUGGAUGGUCAGCCUCGGAAUACGUGCAUCCACCAAGGCCAAGAGAGGAUCGAUGACUAGGCCCGGGUAUAUUCCAGGCUUCCAGCUGCGCAGGAAGAAACCACGUCGUACUGUAGUUGACUGGCAAGAAUAAUAGGCCAAUAGCGUCCCAGGAGGAAACUUCUUCGAAAAUUCUGUGCCUUCAAUUCUCACAGCCAAACCGUCCUUCCUUGCAAUGUACUGUAACUUGUACAUCUUCGCCGAAACGAGAGCCUGCACACAUCCCUUUGUGGCUUUGUUUAUCACUACAUCUUACCUGCACAGCCAAAAAGUGAUGGAUGUCUUGUGGCAGUACGAUGAAUCCAAUCGCUAGGCUGAGGAAAGGACAGGCCUUUUAGUUUUGUUGAUUCAUUCUUGCCUCUAUCUUAUGCUUGAUUGUUGCUUUCAUUAGCCACCACCAGGCACCAGCAAGAAACGGUAUAUGUUUGAAUCAUUCCUCCAGAACUCCUGCUGGAUGACAUAUAUAUUUCUUUAUAUAUAUGUAUGUAUAUAAAGAGCUUGCUUCUUCCCUGGUGGUAGUUGCUAGCUGGAGUAUAGCAUAAUAGCAAGCCCUUGCUGCACAUGGCCGAGGUCAGCGCCCGCGGUUCUCCCCAUUCCUUCCCCUCGUCACCGUUGCCACCAGCGUCGCCGCCUCAGCCUGGCGCCGAGAGGAUGUUCAUGCGCGGAGGGAGCGGCCGCUCAACCGGUACCAGCAGCAGCAGGAGCGCCAGCCUCAGAGAAAUUGCCGAGGAGGCCGCGGUGGUAGCCGAUGAUGGCGGUGGGAAGCUUUAUGUGGCCGUUGGUAAGGACUUCAAGGAUGGCAAGUCCAGCCUCAGCGCGGCUCAGAGCCUUGGGCUCCUCGGCGGUGAUCUCAACCUUGUCCUGCUGCAUGUCCACCAGCCUGCCGACAGGAUUAUGAACGGAUUAUGCAAGGUUCCUGCAAGCCAGCUAGAAGAAAAGGAACUCAAAGCAUACAGGAAGAUUGAACAGGACGAGAUGAACACGCUUCUGAACCAGUAUAUGACUUACUGCAGGCUGUAUCUGAAGGUGCAAGCAGAAACACUGGUCAUUGAGAAGAACAAUGUCGCAAAUGGCAUCGUAGAGCUAAUUAAUCAGCAUAGCAUCACAAAGCUUGUCAUGGGAAUGUCUUCCUUCUCAACGAAGAGGAAAGUACCCAAGUCAAAAGUUGCAGCCAUUGUGCAUCAACAGGCCAAACCGUAUUGCCAGAUAUUCUUCAUUUGCAAAGGAUCUCUUGCUUGCACUAGGGAUGCCAAUCUGGAUUCUAUAAAAGCUGAUUCACCCAGAAGCAGUUCUGCAAGCACUCUGUCAGAUGAAACUGAGUUACCUGCAAGAUCAGUGUCACUUCCACCAGGGCAUCCUGGUUACAUGGGCUCUCCUGAUCAACCAUUCCUUCCUCGACGGUCAAAUUCAGUUAGUUACCCCUCGCCAGUAUUGAUAGCAAACAAUGUGGAGAGGAUGUUGCAUAUAGCGCAGCACUCGAUACAUGUGAAACCAAGAAAUUUGUCUCCGAACUCCAGCCACCCAAGCAACGAAGGGUCUUCCUCAUCAAGUCUAAAGGAUUUGGACAGUAUGGAUGGAUCACCAUUACCAGCUUCAAUAGUCAGCUCUGAAGAGCAACAAAUGCCCAUGGUGGAAACUGGCAUGCAGAAUGAAGUGUUUGAGCAACUGCAGCAAGUCCGCAAUGAGCUGGAACGCUCAAGAAAGGAAGCAUCUGAGGGCCGGCAGAAAGCCGAAAGGGAUCUGUUUGAAGCAUCCAGGAAGUUCAAAGCACGGGAAAAUUCACUCCUCAAAGAAAAGAGGGAGGUAGAGGAAAGACUGGCCAAAGAAAAAGCAUUUCUUGAAAAAGAGAACUUUCAGAUAUUCAAUGAUCUGCAGAAGGCAAAUGAGCAAAGGGCAGAAAUGGAGAAUAAGCUUCUCCAGACCAACUCUCUGUUGGAACAGCUCAAACAGCUGCAAGGACAGCUGCAGCGUGAGAAAGAAGAUGCUCUAAGAGAAGCUGAAGAGAUGCGCAAACUAUACGGCAACAGCAAUUUUAUCUCUGCUGGUGCUGGUGAAGUUUCCUUGACAGAGUUUAGCUACAGUGAUAUUCAAGAAGCGACCAACAACUUUGAUGAAUCUAGGGAGAUUGGGCAUGGUGGAUGUGCAAGCGUCUACAUGGGUUUUCUCCGCCAUACCACUGUGGCCAUAAAGAAGUUCAACCGAGAAGGCAUAGUAGGAGAGAAAGAGUUCAACGAUGAGGUCGAAAUUCUAUGUAGGAUGAGACAUCCGAACCUUGUCACUCUUAUAGGAGUGUGCAAAGAUCCAAAAGUGCUGGUUUAUGAAUUCUUGCCAAACGGAAGCCUAGAGGACCGCCUCCAAUGCAAGCAGCACACCGAGCCACUCCCAUGGAGAAUGCGCAUCAGAAUUGCAGCUGACAUCUGCACAGCACUUAUCUUCCUCCACUCCAACAAACCAAAAAGCAUCGCCCAUGGUGACCUGAAACCUGACAAUGUCCUCCUUGAUGCUAACUUUGUAGGCAAGCUGGGGGACUUUGGAAUUUCUCGUUCCUUAAAUCUGACAAACACCACUGUCACCCCUUACCACAGAACGGAUCAAAUAAAAGGCACACUAGGAUACAUGGAUCCAGGGUACAUUACUUCAGGGGAGCUCACAGCGCAGUAUGAUGUCUACUCCUUUGGAGUUGUACUGCUGCGUUUGCUAACUGGUAAGAGCCCCCUAGGCCUUCAGAGUGAGGUGGAGGCAGCCUUGAACAGUGGGGUGUUGCAUGAAAUACUUGACACCUCAGCAGGGGGCUGGCCUCCUGAGUUCGCUGAAGAGUUGGCAAGCCUAGCCCUGAAAUGCUGUCGGUAUGAGAGAAAGGAGCGCCCUGAUCUUGCAAAAGAGGCAUGGGGUGUCCUGCAAGCUACGAUGAAUGAACCGACACCCUCUUCAUCACUUCCUCCAGAGGCACCAUCAUAUUUCAUCUGCCCAAUGACACAGGAGGUCAUGCGAGAUCCACACAUUGCUGCUGAUGGAUUCACAUAUGAAGGUGAGGCUAUAAAAGAUUGGAACCAAAGGGGGCAUAAAAUGUCCCCCAUGACAUACCUUAAUUUCGCACACCAUCAGUUAAUUCCUAACAAUGCCCUUCGUUUCGCUAUACAAGAAUGGCAAACAAAACAGCAGCAAUAAAUUUGAGUUUCUGACCCUACAUUUGGUUUGCACUUUAUGUCAUGUUUCUGAAGUAAGCCAAGUGGUUUUUUAGUGUGAAUACAUUCUAGGAAGCAUUUUUUGACUUAAGCAGUAAAUAUUUUUUUUCAAAUUUUGGAGCUGGACAUAAAGCUCCAUGUGCAUGCCCCCGUGAGGGCUCACAUAUUUGGGAUGAACUGAUAUGUAACAUAAUGUAAUAUAUUAGCAAGAAGAUGCAAUGUUGGAAUUACCAAUAGAUGUGUGUGCCCAUUUCUCUCCAUAUUUGCAAAGUUAUGGCCAAUCGGAUGAAUCGAAAGUUUGGGUGGCUAAGUUGGUAACUGAAUACCCAUCAGCAUGGGUGAUUCCUGAUCAUGUUACUACUUGAGAAAUUAACUAUGAGAAAUGUGAUUUUAUAGCUAGAAAUGCUGUCGUUAUUUGAUACACAGCAUUCGUGCAUUGAAUCUAGUAGCACGAAAGGGACUUCGGUUGAUUGUGUGCGCUGAGGAACAAGUUGGUUUUCACGAAUCGGGAACGGGGAUUAUUGAGCGUGAUUUCCCUCCCCAUGGCUUGCUGGCUAGACUAGAGAGCAGAUUAGGUGAGAAACAGAAUAAGAUUGUUGUUCCAUGGAGCGUCGGCACGGA
Panicum hallii is the source of this 3944-nucleotide messenger RNA. Its product is annotated as U-box domain-containing protein 33-like. Gene Ontology annotation, molecular function: ATP binding; ubiquitin-protein transferase activity; protein kinase activity. The coding region runs from base 700 to 3306 and encodes 868 amino acids. The record is from RefSeq and is a predicted model, not a curated record. Gene Ontology annotation, biological process: protein ubiquitination; protein phosphorylation. Lineage: Eukaryota; Viridiplantae; Streptophyta; Magnoliopsida; Poales; Poaceae. The transcript has 9 exons.